AUGGCGCUUUCUGACGCAACAAUGUCAAACGACAGUAAUGUAAAUUACACCUCAAAUGACGAAAUGGACUCUCAUUCCCAAGAAGACUUUGAUGUAAUCAUAGCUAUCUUCGUUAUCUUGUGCACGAUUGGGCUAUCUAUAAUUGUUAUCAACGGCUUCGUCAUUUAUCUUGUGUGUACCAGACAGUAUCUGAAGACAGUGACCAACUUCUGCCUGGCAAGCCUGGCGAUAUCCGAUAUGUUAUUGGGUUUGUAUGCAGUACCACUCAUUAUCGCCUGUACCACCCAUAAUAACUAUUAUAUCUGUGUGGCUAUGGACUUGGGGCAAAGAUUCCUCUCGAUAUCAACCGUGCUCCACCUACUCUUGAUAACAUUGGAGAGAUAUUUUACAAUUGUGUUCUCGGUCAUGAGAACUACGUCAGUCAUCUCCAAGAAAACCUGCGUGGCAAUUCUGUUGGUAGUCUGGUUAACCUCACUCUGCGUCUCACUCUCCCAAAUCUCAUUCAUGCGCGAUCCAAUGAAAGCACCAAGCCAAAGCCAAAUCACCUACGAUUUUGUUUGCCUGACGGUACUAGCCGUUGUUCCUCUAGUGAUAAUGGGAGUGGCGUACUUCCAUAUUUUCUACACUCUAAGGAAACACUGCCAGCAAAUAAAGCGCGACGUAUCUCAUAUUUCUUCGCAGUGCACGCAACACAACUCCAAAAAAGAACGGAAAGCCCUGCUUAUCUACAGCGCAAUGAUUUGCGUUUUCAUCGUGGGAUGGUUCAACUAUUUUUUCAAUUCGUUACAAGAGGAUUUAGGCAAUAGGGUAGGGAUCCCAUUAUGGGCUGAUGUAAUUUUAUUGAUUUUGAGGUUUAGCACUGGUCUCCUAAACCCACUGUUGUACACCUUUCUCAAGCAGGAUUUUCGGCGAGCCAGAAAAUCAAUUUGCUCUUCGAGAAAACGUACUGGAUGGUAUCGUCGAUCCACAUUUACAUCUUCGUUUUCCACCAGAAAAACAGGCCUUUCUUCUAACUCAUUUGCCGAGUCUCAACAAAUGGCGUCUUCUCUUUAA
Messenger RNA from Pocillopora meandrina, 1053 nucleotides. Lineage: Eukaryota; Metazoa; Cnidaria; Anthozoa; Scleractinia; Pocilloporidae. The record is from the annotation of a GenBank genome assembly.